GCAGGCAGAACGUCUUCAGGACUGCCAGAGUCAAUCCAGGGUUUGUUUUCUCAUCCCUAACUUUCUCAUUGCUGACAUUUUUCAUUUCAGUGGUAAUAAUAAGAGAGGAGGAGAAGGACCUCUCUUAACACUGAAACAGUUCAAUAUUUGACCAUGGCUAUAAAUACCAGCCCAAAUGCAGCAGGGUUUUAUGCAGAAGAAAACAAAGAUAACGUAUAUGAAACUGUUCUUGGCGAGAUCAAGUACUUGGAGCUGCCUCUCGGAAUCACUUUAGGGUCUGUAUAUGAUGAUCAACCAAAUGCACAUCAAAAGUUUAUGGAAAAGCUGGAUGCAUGUAUACGCAACCACGACAAGGAGAUUGAAAAGAUGUGCAAUUUUCACCACCAAGGCUUUGUGGAUGCUAUUACGGAACUUCUUAAAGUAAGGGCUGAUGCAGAAAAACUCAAGGUCCAAGUUACUGAUACCAACCGAAGGCUUCAAGAUGCUGGGAGAGAGGUGAUUGCUGAGACAGAAGAAAUCAUCCACUGUAGACUUCAGCAGAGGAAUAUUACAACAGUGGUUGAAAAGCUGCAGUUGUGUCUUCCGGUACUGGAGAUGUACAGCAAACUAAAAGAGCAGAUGAAUGUAAAAAGAUAUUAUUCUGCUUUAAAGACUAUGGAACAGCUAGAAAACAUCUACUUUCCUAGAGUUAGUCAGUAUCGGUUUUGUCAGAUAAUGAUUGAAAACCUUCCAAAACUUCGUGAGGAAAUUAAAGAGAUUUCCAUGUCUGAUCUGAAGGACUUCCUAGAGAGUAUUCGGAAGCAUUCGGAUAAAAUUGGUGAAACAGCAAUGAAGCAGGCACAGCAGCAGAAAACCUUUAAUACUGGUCUCCAGAAGCAAAACAAUUUACGUUAUGGGAAGAGUCCAUAUAUAAAUAAUGAUGGCAUUCCAGAGCCAAGGAAUAAAAUUAUUUCAAAACAAAACCUUGAAGAGGAAGAGGAAGAACACGAAGAUGAGGUUUUGACAGCUCACGAUCUGGUAGAUUUUUCUCCUGUUUAUCGAUGCUUGCAUAUUUACUCAGUUCUGGGCGAUGCAGAGACAUUUGAAAAUUACUAUAGAAAACAAAGAAGGAAACAAGCAAGACUAGUGUUGCAGCCGCAGUCAAACAUGCAUGAAACGGUGGAAGGUUACAGAAGAUACUUCAGUCAGAUUGUAGGUUUUUUUGUAGUAGAAGAUCACAUUUUACACGUAACCCAAGGAUUGAUAACGAGAGCUUACACUGAUGAGCUUUGGAACAUGGCGCUUUCAAAGAUUAUUGCAGUCCUUAGAACUCAUUCGUCCUAUUGCACUGAUCCUGAUCUUGUUUUGGAGCUGAAGAAUCUGAUUGUUGUGUUUGCUGACACCUUGCAGGGCUACGGGUUUCCUGUGAACAGGCUCUUUGAUCUUUUAUUUGAGAUAAGGGACCAGUACAAUGAAACACUGCUUAAAAAAUGGGCUGUAUUGUUCAGGGAUAUUUUUGAAGCAGAUAAUUGCAGCCCGAUUCCCGUCUCAAAUGAAGAAGAGUACAAAAUUGUCAUUAGCAAAUUUCCCUUUCAAGAUCCGGAACUUGAUAAGCAGGGUUUUCCAAAGAAACUUCCAAUGUCUCAGUCAGUGCCUCAGAUUUAUAUCCAGGUCAAAGAAUUCAUUUAUGCAAGCCUUAAAUUUUCAGAGUCACUUCAUCGCAGUUCAACAGAGAUAGAUGAUAUGCUUAGAAAAUCUACAAAUUUGCUGCUGACUCGAACUUUAAGCAGUUGUUUACAGAACCUCAUAAAAAAGCCUCACAUAGGUUUGACGGAGCUGGUGCAAAUUAUCAUAAACACAACGCAUUUGGAACAAGCAUGUAAAUACCUUGAGGACUUUAUAACCAACAUUACAAAUAUUUCACAAGAAACUCUUCAUACUGCAAGACUCUAUGGUCUGUCGACGUUUAAGGAUGCGAGACAUGCUGCUGAAGGAGAAAUUUAUACCAAACUUAACCAAAAGAUUGAUGAAUUCAUCCAGCUUGCUGACUAUGAUUGGACAAUGAGUGAGCCAGAUGGGAGAGCCAGUGGCUAUUUAAUGGAUCUUAUUAAUUUCUUGAGGAGCACCUUUCAGGUUUUCACUCACUUGCCUAAUAACAACAAUGACCAUGCAGCUAUGUCGGGAAAAGUGGCCCAGACUGCUUGUAUGUCUGCUUGCCAGCAUCUGUCAACUUCCCUGAUGCAGAUGCUGUUGGAUAAUGAUUUAAAACAAAUUAGCAUGGGAGCCAUUCAGCAGUUUAAUUUAGAUGUCAUACAGUGUGAAUUGUUCGCCAACUCUGAGCCUGUACCUGGAUUCCAUGGAGAAACCUUACAGUUAGCAUUCAUCGACCUCAGACAACUUCUGGAUCUCUUCAUGGUGUGGGAUUGGUCGACUUACCUAGCCGACUAUGGGCAGCCCAGCUCCAAGUACCUGCGCGUCAAUCCAACCACCGCCUUGGCCCUCUUGGAGAAAGUCCACAGAGGAAUGAAAGACGUGAAGAAGAACAACAUCUUCGCCCAGUUCAGGAAGAACGACCGCGACAAACAGAAGCUCAUCGAGACGGUGGUGAGGCAGCUACGAGGCUUGGUGAACGGGAUGUCCCAGCACUCCUGAACGCCGGGCGUUUCAGGAGACCGGCGGGCGCAGGCCAAAAACUAAGCCUGCGUCUCCCCGGUUAGGGUACUUGCUCCAUGGACAACUGGAAAAGAUGCUGUGAAAGGGACCGGCCUAUGGAAACUGCCGGAGAGAACCUGAGCGUCUGCAUUGCUGUCAAUUAAUGCUAUUUUAACAACAACAACUUGUAAAAGGAAAGAAAAAAACCACACACACACACACACACACACACACACACACACACUAGUAGGGGUGGAAUGGGGCUGUAUAUUUACCAAGGCAAAAUGCCACAUUGUGCAUGCAACAGUGGGAUUGUAAAUAACUUUCUUUGCGGUCUGCGGGCAAUGCCUCAAGAUUCCCCCCUACCCAUUUCCAAAUGACUUGGUGGGGGUGAGAUUGCCACGCAAUCCGCCACUGCUGCUCCCUACACUAACCCCGAGGUCAUGUUUCCCAAAACAAGGAACUUUUUCUGUUUCAAUAAUUGCCUGUCUCUCUAAAUAUAAAUAUAAAUAUUAUAUAUAUAUAUAUAUUUACACACUCUCUCCUGUAUUAUUUGUAAAUUAUUAGCCUUAAUUGACCCAACAGGUUUUCUAUACCAGAUUUUCUUCUUUACUUUUCUUUUCUUUUUUGUAGUGGGGGCAAAAAA
This is a messenger RNA of Lacerta agilis (Sand lizard), 3277 nucleotides long. It is a transcript of the gene EXOC6, whose product is annotated as exocyst complex component 6. The record is from RefSeq and is a predicted model, not a curated record. Lineage: Eukaryota; Metazoa; Chordata; Lepidosauria; Squamata; Lacertidae. The transcript is spliced from 24 exons. Bases 154 to 2631 code for a protein of 825 amino acids. Gene Ontology annotation, cellular component: exocyst; membrane. Gene Ontology annotation, biological process: intracellular protein transport; exocytosis; Golgi to plasma membrane transport.